This is a messenger RNA of Frieseomelitta varia, 928 nucleotides long. RefSeq names its product phosphatidylglycerophosphatase and protein-tyrosine phosphatase 1 (gene PTPMT1). The transcript is spliced from 5 exons. NCBI's taxonomy places the organism in Eukaryota, Metazoa, Arthropoda, Insecta, Hymenoptera, Apidae. Gene Ontology annotation, molecular function: phosphatidylglycerophosphatase activity; protein tyrosine/serine/threonine phosphatase activity; phosphatidylinositol-4,5-bisphosphate 5-phosphatase activity. Bases 307 to 897 code for a protein of 196 amino acids. Gene Ontology annotation, biological process: protein dephosphorylation. The record is from RefSeq and is a predicted model, not a curated record.
UGGAUAUAUACCCAAAUAUAUUUCAAUUUAUUAAAAUUUAUUCGCUAGAUAUGCAUGCAAGUGCACUAUAAGUUAUUUGUAGACAUUUUAAUAUUACUACAGAACUAUCGUGUACCGUUAUUAACGUUUGGUUUCUUCAUACGUACAAAUUCUGUUACUUUCAUUUAGCGAACUUUCUAUAGUAUCAUAAACGAUUGAAAAUUCUUUAACAAAAUUAAAACAUUAUUUAAAAAAUACUUAAAAUAAAAUUGUCCUAAACAAAAAUAAUAAAAUAAUAUUAUCUUCGAAAAUAAUAUAUAUUUGGCAAUGUUUGCGAGAGUGACAUUUUAUCCAACGCUUUUCUAUAAUGUAUUAAUGGAAAAAAUUUCGUCAAGAAACUGGUACGAUAGAAUUGAUGAGACUGUUAUAUUGGGUGCUCUACCAUUUCGAAAUAUGACUCAACAGUUAAUAGAUGAAGAAAAUGUUCAAGGUGUUGUUUCAAUGAAUGAAGAUUACGAACUACAAUUGUUUUCUAAUACUGAAAAGGAGUGGGAAAAACAUAAUGUAGAAUUUUUACAAUUGUCUGUAACAGAUAUUUUUCAUUCACCUUCACAAGAGAAAUUAUUACUAGGUGUAAAUUUUAUUAAUAAAUUUCGUAAUGUUUCGAAUGAAUUAAACAGUUCUACUAAAGCUGAUAAAACUUAUCUUAGAACUGUUUAUGUGCAUUGUAAAGCAGGAAGAACACGGAGUGCAACAUUGGUUGGAUGUUAUUUAAUGAUGAAAAAUCAGUGGACUCCAGAAGAAGCAAUAACAUAUAUGAAACAGAAAAGACCUCAUAUACUACUACAUACACAGCAGUGGAAUGCACUAAGAACUUUUUAUAAUAAUCACGUAAAAAAUAAUAAAUUAUUUAAAUAAAUAUGUAAUUAUAUUUAAUAUUAAUAUAUAU